This is a messenger RNA of Asterias rubens (European starfish), 2516 nucleotides long. Its product is annotated as PHD finger protein 13-like. Gene Ontology annotation, molecular function: chromatin binding. The record is from RefSeq and is a predicted model, not a curated record. The transcript has 5 exons. Gene Ontology annotation, biological process: mitotic chromosome condensation. Lineage: Eukaryota; Metazoa; Echinodermata; Asteroidea; Forcipulatida; Asteriidae. Bases 102 to 605 code for a protein of 167 amino acids.
AAUCGGACAGAAUUUAUGUCUCGCAGCCGCUCCAAAUUUCUACGUUUUUCUUGAAAACUUGCCGGACAAUUCCCCAAUCUAUUGGGCUUCGAUGAACCGCCAUGUCUAGUGAAGUAUUUACAGUACCAGUCCCGACGAAAAAGCACAGAAGAGAGUUUAGGAUGUCGCCCUCGCCUAAAAAGAGAAAAACCAUGACGGAUUUUAACACAUUUUGUACCUGGGUUCUAGACUAUGAGGCAUCGUUGCAAGGAGAGGAGCAUAUUAAGAAGAGAAGCCCGAGUCCGCUUGAUAGUGAAGGUAACAGUACAUCAAGCAGUGAUGUCUCUGACAUUGUACAAUUCACACCGAGGUCACAUCAUAAGGUCAAAGAUGAAGAUUGGGAGCUCGUCACUUGUUAUUGCUGCAAACCGUUUGCCGGCCGUCCCAUGAUAGAAUGUUCCGAGUGCGCAACCUGGAUCCACUUAUCUUGUGCUAAGAUCCGAAAAAACAAUGUUCCUGAGAUUUUUACUUGCCAGCAGUGCAGAGACUCAAAAUAUGAAAUCCGACGCUCGAACCGAGCGCGAGAACCAAAGAAACAAUUCAAAGAGCUCUACGAGGAAUUGUGAGAACUCGCGAGUUAGUGUUCGCUUUUGAUACAGUCGCUCAUCAAGAAAGUCACCCCAAAGGAAAAGAUCGUGAAGAAAGUAAAACAUAUUUUGUCAUGAAGGAUUGAGUUUUACAGGGAUGAGAAAUCUUAGAUUUUCAUCUGGUUCAAACUUUUUAAGUCAGCCUUGCGAAGAAAAUCAGCAACUAUUUUUCCACGUUAUUAAGAAAUCCUGCUCUUUGAUCUACUUCUCUCGUGCUGAGGACACUGUUCCUAAAAGCUCUGUGAAAUAUAUAAACCCCAGUUACUAAAAGCUGGAAAUGCCCUCAUUUCAAAUUUGGGUCACUUUUUUAGACUCUUCGGCAGCAAUGACUCUCACUGGUUUAUGGACAAUCCAGAAUUCCUUAGCAGGCUUCGAUCAUUUCUGUCUGGGUUGUGCCUCAUUCUUCUAGUCAAUGCAUCCAUAGUGAGGCUGGAUGGACAAAUUUAGUCUAGUACCUAUGGACAAGAUGGACACCUCAGUUGGCAUUGUCAGUUCGGACACAGGGAGCUCAACGAAAUAUGAAGUUGGUCUUGGCUGCCAUUGAAUAGGAGUUUGCCAAAACAGACAACCCAAGCCAAGAAGAAAGCAAAUAAAAGGGAAAAUGUCUUAAGUUCUAGACAGCAAUUUCCUUAUUUGAGAGUUCAUCUGCCAGUGCUUCAACAAGUAAAAACGGGUGCUAAAGAAGAGAUAGGAGGAAUCAUGUUCUUCGACAACUUAUCCAAUUCUUAAAGAGUUUCAACAUUUUCCUCAUGGCCUUCAUAAUUUCUUAAAUAGGAGGAACCAAGUUCUCCGACAAAUUCAUCCAGUUCUAAAAGAGUUUCAAGAAAGUAAUAACCUGGACAAGUUUUAGGUACAACAAUGUCUUCAACAGUUUCUUGGAAAAUUUGUACAUUUUCCUCAUGACCAUCAAUGAGUUCUUCAAUAGGAGGAGUCAAGUUCUUCAACAACUUUACCCAGUUCUACAAGAGUUUCAAGAAUGUAAGAACUUGGCUCUACAACUGCAAGUACAACAGUGUCUUCAACAAUUUCUUGGAGAACAACUCCAUCUUGACAACUUCGUCCAUUUCUAUAAGAGUUUCAAAGUAAUAACUCUGACAAGUUCUUCAAGUGCAACAAGUCUUCAACAAUUUCUUGAAGAACUUCAACAAGUUCUUUAAGAACCUCAACCUGUUCCAGCAGCCACUCCGGACCUUAGGAUCUUAUGCCGUUUGGAUUCAUUUUAUAACAAAAUUGACGAGCGAACUGAUUCUGCUGAUUUUUAACAGUUGUUCUCAAGGAAUGCACAGAGGAGCAUUUCAACAGGGUUCCUUGAUGGAACGUUUUCACCUCAAAAAGUAAGUGUGAGGGUGACAUUGGGGAACGAACUGAAAACAAACACAUUGUCUCCGAGAGCUGUAAAUAUUAAAAUUUCUUAUAAGUGCUUCUCUGGAGAACUGCGAUGUCACACUUCGGAGUUUUAUUUAAAAAAAAUUCAGUAGUGUAUCAUAUGGGAACUAUAGGCCUAUAUGAAAAUGAAACUUAAUAAUAUUAUUUAUGCAGUGUUCUCGUUUUACAGUGGUUCAUUGGCCAAAUGCUGACACUUGAGGGCCAGUAACCAUUCUUCCCAACACCCCAAAGAUCUUGUUUUGUCCAAACAUUCAGGAAUUUGGGUCCAGAAUGCUCUACACGGUUUCAAAACAAAAUCCUGGGGAGAAUCCUGGAAAUAGGACACUUUUGGUACAAUGUUUUAAAGCGGCAACUAAAUACCUACAAUUUCACAUGUACAAAGGUAUAGUUUAAGCUUCCCUGUGUCGACCCCAAGGUGUUCAUUCGGGUGAUCCCCUGACAAGAGCUAAUCAAACAAUCACUCAGACGCCAUGCACCUCGGGCCAGCCCCAAGUGACCCACUCC